Ascoidea rubescens DSM 1968 is the source of this 1884-nucleotide messenger RNA. RefSeq names its product L domain-like protein. The transcript has a single exon. The coding region runs from base 1 to 1884 and encodes 627 amino acids. NCBI's taxonomy places the organism in Eukaryota, Fungi, Ascomycota, Saccharomycetes, Ascoideales, Ascoideaceae. The record is from RefSeq and is a predicted model, not a curated record. Gene Ontology annotation, molecular function: protein binding.
AUGUAUUCCAUAUUUGCAAAUCUUCCGGCUCAUUUGUUUCACGACAUCAUUAAUUAUCUUGCUAAUGACAAAGUUUUGUUGUUUAGCUUAUCUUCUUCCUCUUUAAUCGCCGAAUUUUGUUUUUCUUUAUUAUUCAAAAAAUUGCUAGUUAUUGAGGUGAUUUCUGAUAGAAGCAUUAAAACUGCUUUACAUGAUAUCAAAAAUCACAAGAUAUGUGGAGAAGAGUACUUGAGAAUUACUGUGAAAGAUUUAAAACAAAAUAUUUCUGUUUUUAAAAAGUAUUUGUGCUUUACAAACCAUCUAUGUUAUUAUCUAUACUGUUGGAUCAUCACUUCAGAAUUUCAAUUUAUAAAGCUUCUAAAAACUGAAAAUAUAAAACUAAAAGAGUUGCAGCAUUUUGAUUUUCAGUUAUUUUCUGCAUACAAUUCAACAUACUAUGAACUAUUUCUAGAUGUUUUCAUUUUACACUACUGUGAUUACAAUAAUUUGAAAAGACUCAGUUUAGAAGGAAUCAGAAAUUUUAAUAAUCUCACUUUUUUCAAUCAUAUCAAUUUUUCUUUGGCUGAUGUAACUUUUAAAAAUUCCAUAUUCACCAAAUUUCCCUCUUAUUGUUUCAAAGGUUUACCUAAUCUAAGAAAUUUAAACUUGACCAGCAUUUUGUUAUUCCAUGGUAUCACUAAUCAAAAUGCAAAUCAAUUUUGGGCUUCUGCUACCAACCUAAGAUAUUUAACUUUUAAUUUUUCUCUUUCAUCUGAUCUUCCAUUCAUAAACCAUUUAAAUUUACGAUAUUUAAAAAUCAAAAAUAUUCAAACAAGAGAUUUCAAGAAAUUUGAUGAGCUCAAAAAUUUAAAGCGUUUAACGAUAGAAGGCAGAAAAAUAAAUAAAUUGGAACCAAUUCUUAAACCAAAUUUCUUUGAAAAUAUAAAAAAUUUAGAGGUUUUGCAACUUAAAGUGAUGUGUUUCAAAGAAAUCCCAGUGGGAAUCAACCUGCUUUUUUAUCUUGAGAAUUUGGAUUUGUCAUGCAACCAAAUUUCCAAAAUUGAAAACCUUGAAGAAUUAAUAAACUUGAAAGAAUUAAUUUUAUUUAGAAAUGAUAUUGAAAAAGUUGAAAAUUUAGAAAACCUAAAAAACUUGGAAACCCUCGAUUUAUCUUUGAAUGAAAUAUCAAUUUCAGGCUUAUCUAAUGCUUUAUCAAGUUUACAUAAAUUUAAACUAGCUUCUAAUUUGAUCGGUAAGGCUAUGGAUAAAUUCAUUUUUGAAAAAUUGCCUAACAUUGAAAUAAUCGAGCUUCCUUUCAACAAAGUAUUUGACUCGCUAUGUCUAUAUCAUUUAAACAAUCUAAGGGUUUUUGAUUUGCAAUUUUGUGAAAAAAUACUAAUUUUCAGUCAAAAAAGUUUUGAUAAUAUGCAAAAUUUGCUGAUAAUAAAUCUAUCGUACUGUAGAAUUGAAAACUUAUCAUUCAUCAAUUUUUUUCCAAAAUGUUUAAAGGAUUUGAAUUUAUCUCACAAUCUAAUUAAAUCCCUUGCCGACACAACUGACAUAUUGAAUAAAGAGAGUCCAAAUACUGGAUAUCAAAACAAAGAUAGCGGUUUUAAUGGUUGUGAAUAUUGCUAUGUUCGAAAUCUAGAUCUAUCAUUCAAUUUGAUCAACAACUUUAAAAGCUUCAACUCAAUGAAGUUUCCAAAUUUAAAAAAAUUGAACUUGUCUGAUAACAAUAUCCAAGAUCUUGAUUGUAAUAACAUACACUUUUUUCAGCGGUUGGAAGAGCUAGAUCUUUCAUACAACUCUAUUGUUGAGCACAGCUCAAAUGUCGAGAACAUAAUCAAAAUACUCAGAUUAUCAUUAUAUCGUACUGGUAUUUUUGCAAUAAGAAAUGCCCAAUAG